AUGCUGAGAGUCUCGAGCUCUCGUCGGGCCGCGGGGCUCAAGCCUACCGACUACGACCAUGAGAUCUCACUCGUCGAUCACGAUGCCGCCAGGACACCGCCCCUCGGGCCCCCGACUCCAGAGCCCACCCAAAUGGUGAGGAGCACGACCACCACGCGAUUGCUUGAUCUAGAUGAAGAAGACCAGGAGCAGGAAGACGAGACAUCGCCGAACUCGGACGACACACAGGUUCAAGAUGGGGACAGAGCCCAACCAACAAAGACCCAGGCGCAGAACGGCGAAGGCCAGUCGAGUCCUGUGCCGCGGCCGUCGAUUGAAGUUCAGGUGCCUACUCCCAAUGUCUCGCGUGGAAACGAUUCCCAGAUCAAGCCCAAGAAACGCCGUGAAGAACGAGAGUCGACAAUUGAUAUUCUCUACGAAAAUGAGAGAGGUGGAUUUCUCUGCGGAAUUGCCCUCUUCUCUGGCCAAGCGCUUGGUGGUCUUGAUCCUGCACCUUGGACCAAUGCCUACCAUAAUACAUCCCCUACCAACAUUCACACUGCGCAGCUUCCCGACCCUUCAUGGGUAUGGACCUGGCCUGAAUGGCGCAUCAAUCACCAGGAAGGUGUGGAUGAAGAUGGCUGGGAGUAUGCGUUUGCCUUCUCAAAAAAGUGCUCCUGGCACCGCGCUAGAUGGUGGAACUCCUUUGUGCGAAGGCGUGCCUGGACGCGCAAGAGGGCCAAGAGGCAGACCGAUGAAGUUUCAACUGACCCGCACAUGCUGAAUGCCGAUUAUUUCACAGUCUGCUCUACAUCGGCUCGGAAUCACCGCUCCCGCGACAGCGUGGCCAGCAGUCGGCACACCAGGAGUGUAAGCCAAUCCUCGGUCGUUGACGAUGAAGAGGAAUUGCCAGAUAUUGAGAACAUCGAAGACCUAAUGCGAAUCCUCCGUCAGUCGAGAAUUGAUAGAGAGAAGCUCGAGGCUGCCGAAAAUUACCUCGAGCACGCGGUGGAUCUCUCGCAGCUGCAGAAUGAAAUGCAUGAGAUCAUGUCAAUUUUCGUUUUCCAGGCAUCGAGACGAAUACUGCUGAGCCGCUUGAUGCAUAUGUAUGACGAAUCUACGGCGCAGCUAAAGAAAGAGGAGACUCCGGAGUUGAAGGCCCGCAACGAGGCGAUUAAGGACGCUGCUAAGCACGCCGACGAAGAGGUCCGCAAGUUGGCCUACUGGAGCGAUGUCAAGCAGAUGGCUGAGAACGGCGAGACCAAGAACGCCGUUGAUAGUGACAAAGGAUGGAGCAAUGAGUGGCAAGGCCUGGAUCAGAGUGGAGGAGCUCACCCGAAGGAAGGCGAGUCUCGAAAACAGGCUCGGGCGCGAUGCUCCUCCAUCGCUGGGCCUUUGCUGAUUUCCAGGGACCCGUUGCCCUCCAGGCUGGGCCUCCAUGUGGGCGAUGUAUCAAGCAAACCGCCGAGCGUGGCGUCUAAGCCCGUGAUCGACGAAAAACCCGAGUCCAAGAAUCGACUAUUCAGACAUGCUUUCAAAAUCAAGGCGGACCUGGUUGACGAGCAAGCCAAGAGAACUCACCAUCCCGUAACCGGCCUACCACGAACGUAUCCGAACUCUUCGGCUACAAAGGAAAGCCUCGACGAGCACCUGCAAGAUAUGAGACGCCAGGUUGGACAUGGCAUUGUUUGGGGCCACUUCAACAGGAAGGUGCCGGACUGGAAGGGUUGUUUCAAGCUUAUGAGGCGUUUGACGCCGAAGUGGAGCGAACGGGCCGAGAUGUCUGCUGUGAGGAUCGUCUUGCCGAAGACGUGGACCAUCGAAGUCAACAACCUGAAUCUCGAGUACGUCGACUCCGUUACGGGUGUGCUCCAAAAAUUGCGCGCAUCUGUGGACAAGAACCCAUCGGCCAUUGUGCUUCGCGGGAAGAGCUCUAUUCUCGCCCAAGCGGUUGACGAUAUCGUGCGGUUCUGUAAGGAGGCCGAGGUCUACGAGCUUGGAGAGGUUGCUACAUCCGACUACAGGACCAAGCAGCUGUGGCCUACCAUUGAGGAUGCACCCAAUGGUGGCGCUUCGUUGCCAGAAGACCAAGACGGAAGCAUUUGGGUGCAUAAGGAGUACCAGCCAUACGAGAUCAUGGAGCCAUACGAGAAGAUUUCCAGACCCGAGAUGUGGACACAAGAAAGCUUCGAGACUUAUAUUGCGAGCCUCUGUUAUGGACGAAUUCCUGCUCACCUCGCCAUUAAACUCUACGGAGAGCGUCGAAUAAAUGGAAGACAUAUUGAUACGGACGGCAUCCGCAUCCGCCUGAUUACCGAUGCAUUUGAAGAUCCAACCGCCCACCCGUUCAUCACGGCGCCGGUCCUGAAGAUGGCCGUUUCCAUGAUGGCUUUCAAGGGUGGACAUCGCGCAUCGGCCAAUAAACUCAUUCAACUAGGUGAGGAGCUGGGCACACCCAUGGACACAGAUACUUAUAACCUCAUGCUGGAGGGAUACGCCCACAAACGAGACCUCGGCUUCUUCUACGGAUUCCUCCGCAAGAUGGAGGCGCAGUACUUUCACCCUAACAUCCGUACCUGGCUGCUCUUUCUUCAGCUCAUCAGAGGAGAUAGCGAGAGACGACAGAUUGUCGUGACCAUGUAUGAGCUGGGAAUGCUCAACCAUACUACUACCCGUCGGGGCAUCGCCGAUGUGAUGGCAUCCCUUGAUUCCUACAGUGCCUUCAAGGCGGGUCGGUCUCUGGAGGACUUCCUCGCCGACCAGAAGGAUCGUUAUGGCAAGGAUUGGCUCACUCCCGGUGCCGUCAAUGGCAUCAUCACCGAACUUCUCCGCUUCCACCGCCCCGAAGACCCGCGGAUCGAUGACUGCAAACGUCUCAUCGACAUACAGAUCGAGGCUGGACACCCGAUUGAGACCCAGGCGGUCAAUAUCUUCCUCAAGCACGCCGCAGCAACGAAAGACUGGAACACGGCACUGUGGGCCGUGUCACUAUUCCAACCGGCUGGCUGCCAGCCCAACCAGGACACGUAUAUUUUCCUCAUGACCCUGGCCAUCAACUCGCGGUCACCUCAUGCUCUCGGGACCGUCUACUUCUACGGCGUGCUCCACCGCAAGCUUAAGAAAGUAUCUCGCCAAAUGCUCUCCCAGGUCCUUCUUCGCCAUCACCGCGACCCUUUCUGGCGGCGUUGGGAGUGCCAACCGACCAUCUUCCCCAAAGACGUCAUCGCGACCCUGGAGAACCACAAGAUUGCCACGCCGAGGACUGUUAUGUCCCGUAUUGAGCGGGUCAUUCUUGAUAAGUGGGAAGGGUAUAUCCCGAUCAAGUCUCUUGCUCGAUCCCUUGAGCUUGCCUACCGCUCCAAUGACAUGUCGUUGCACCGACAAGACAAGUCACCCAAGUUGAGCAGCGAUGGUGCCCGUCAGCCUAUCCGGGUCAAGGACUUAGCCAUUAAGCUCCGUCGUGUGGACGGCGAGCCUGGCAACAUCAACGUGCGACUAAAGGGCCGCUUCGAUCCGAAAUCGAUGGUUGAGGGCUGGGCUGACAAGGAGGUGCCGCCGACAGAAGAAGAGCAGCAGCUGGCGGCCCAACAACAACUAGAGCGUGUUGUGCAGCGCAGCAGGAAUACUGGCAUGCGAGGGUCGGUAGAGGAGCAAAUUAAAGCUCCCAACGCCGGUAGGCGCCAUGACCGCCCCUUGCCAUGGAGGACAAGGGUACGUCAAGCUGGAGAAAGCACAUCGCUUCCAUCUCGGGUAACCAGAAGAUUUCGAGCUCGGAGAACUCCAGUGGUGGGGGAGUCGUCGGCACCGGCGCAGGACUCAACACCAAUCAAGUCAAUAGCACCAGAGCCGUCUUCACCAGCGGGGUCAUGA
Molecule: messenger RNA, 3849 nt
Organism: Ilyonectria robusta
Lineage: Eukaryota; Fungi; Ascomycota; Sordariomycetes; Hypocreales; Nectriaceae
Exons: 5
Coding region: 1-3849 (1282 amino acids)
Molecular function (GO): protein binding
Source: RefSeq, a predicted model, not a curated record